Molecule: messenger RNA, 1065 nt
Organism: Paramecium pentaurelia
Lineage: Eukaryota; Ciliophora; Oligohymenophorea; Peniculida; Parameciidae
Source: the annotation of a GenBank genome assembly
UGAUAAUCUUGAUGAGAUAGAUAAAAAGAGUGGGAAGUCUUUAUUAAAAAUUGCAUUAUAAUAAUUUAUAAUUAGUCAAAGCAUUAUUAGCUAAGAAGGUUGAUGUUAAUUUUUUGAAAAAGAUUGAUAAAAGCACUCCUUUGUCGACAUUAAUUUAAUUGAAUUUUAUAGAAGGAGCAUAAGCAUUAUUAUAGACUCAUUAAGUUGAUUUAGAAGUGGAGAUCGAAGGUAGAUCUUAUUUAGAACAUGCAGUUGUUAUUGGAACAGUUUAAAUAAUAUAAUUAUUGAUGAGUAAUUAGUGAUAUCAAUUUAAAAUAUAAGGGAUCUACCAAACGAAACUUAUUACAUUUGGCAAUAAAUGCAGAAUAAGAUGAAAACACAUAAUUUUUAAUUUAAAAUGAAAUUUGAUUAAUAAAUUAAGAUGAAGAUUAAGAGAAUAUUUUACAUUUAUUAUUAAUUUGAAUAAUUUUUUUUGUUUAAUAAAAUAAUAUCUUUUAAGUAAAUAAUCAUAUGAAUCUACAAUUUUAGUAUAUAAUGGUAUUGUAGAAUUGCUUAAUGCAAUAAUUAAAAGACCUAUAAAUAAGCCAUUAUAGAUUGAUAUAUGGAAUUAGUAAAAUAAAGAAGAAAAUACAUCAUUACAUAUUGCUGCUAUUAAUGAUAAGUAAUUAUUUCUGAAUGUAUUACUUUCAAAUAAGGAUAAUGUUAAUUUAGAUGUAAAUAAAUUAAAUAGAGCUGGAUUAAAUUAUUAAUAGAUAAUUGAAGAUAGAAAAAAGAAAGUUGAAUUAGAAUAAUAGGAGUAAUAAGUUAGAAAAAGAUUAAUAGCAGAAGAUAGUGUAAAUAUUAAAUUAAUUAAAUAGAAAGAAUGAUAAUAAUAAAGGGCUAAAGAAGUAAAAAUUAGAUAAUAGAAGAAAAAGAAUAAAAGUAAAGAUAAAAAGAAGCAGAAGCUAAUAAAGAGAUAUUAUAGAAGAAGGAAGAUACAAAAAUAGGUUUUUGAUGUUGGACAUCUUUGCAAUUGUUAUUUUAGGAUUUUAUAUAGUGUUGUAAUUUAGUAUAAAGAAGAAAUGA